Molecule: messenger RNA, 1804 nt
Organism: Salvia miltiorrhiza (redroot sage)
Lineage: Eukaryota; Viridiplantae; Streptophyta; Magnoliopsida; Lamiales; Lamiaceae
Product: homeobox-leucine zipper protein ATHB-6-like
Exons: 3
Coding region: 744-1487 (247 amino acids)
Biological process (GO): positive regulation of DNA-templated transcription
Cellular component (GO): nucleus
Molecular function (GO): sequence-specific DNA binding; DNA-binding transcription factor activity, RNA polymerase II-specific
Source: RefSeq, a predicted model, not a curated record
UCAUUUCAUUUGCUGACAAAUAAAAAUCCGAAAAGUUGCAAACAUGCAUCUAACCUUAGUUGCAUCUCAACCAUAGAUCCAACCCUAGUUAGUUUUAUUUAAACACUCUGAAAAUUGUGAAUGGCCAGCUGGGCAGUGAGACGGUCUACUGAUCCACCCCCAAUAUUUUCUUUCUAGAUCAACAGUUUUAGACUAUUGUUGAAUUUGAUUGAGUAAUCAUGUGAAGAAAGAUGGUAGAGAGCGAAGAAGAAAAGCAGUGCAAGAUUUUGAUUACUUGUGGGUUUGUGUAAAAUUAAGUUUUUUAUGCCUCUGGUUGGAAUUGGGUUUUGAAGUUUGUAGCUUUUCUUGAAAUUAUUUCUUGGGCUUUGGGUUUGAUGGGUGCAGAAGUAGAGAAGAUGAUAGUAAUAAAAAAGGAAGAGAUGGAACUGUGAGGACAGAGAAAAAGCUGCACAGUAGCAAUUUUACAUGCAUACAAAACUGUGCUUCUUGGGAUUGUUGUCUUUCAUGGGAGUUUGGUUGCCAUUUCUCAUAACUCCCAACUGAAAACACCUUCUCAUAGAAAGAAAAAAAACACACACACCACACACACUACCUCUCACCUCUUUAAAGUUCUAACCUCUCUCACUUUGACACACACUCUCACUCUCACUCUCACACUCUCCAAGUUGGUGGGUUUCCAAGAGAGAUCUGAAAUAGACUACUACUGUUAACUGUGUGUAAAUUUGGGGUAUAGCGAUCAAAGAAUGAAGAGACUCAGCAACUCUGAUUCCUUGGGUGGUUUGAUGUCCAUCUGUCCCAACGCUACAGAGGAAGAAAGCAAUAAUCCGAUGUACGCGAGGGAGUUCCAGACGAUGCUGGAGGGUUUGGAGGAGGAGGAAUCGGGGCACGUGUCGGAGAAGAAACGGAGAUUGAGCGUGGAUCAGGUCAAGGCAUUGGAGAAGAAUUUCGAGGUCGAGAAUAAGCUUGAGCCGGAGAGGAAAGUCAAGCUGGCUCAGGAGCUCGGUCUGCAGCCGCGCCAGGUCGCCGUCUGGUUCCAGAACCGCCGCGCGCGCUGGAAGACCAAGCAGUUGGAGAGAGACUACGGCGGCCUCAAGGCCAGCUACGACGGCCUCAAGCUCAACUUCGAGAGGCUCCAACGCGACAAUGAAUCUCUACUCAAAGAGAUUCGCGAGCUCAAAUCGAAGCUCAACGGAGACGACGAGGAGAAGACGAGACUCGAAAGCGAGAUCGGCGGCGCCGAAGCGGAGAUGGAAAAUCCCGAGGGCGGGAAGAAGGAGGAGGCGAGUUGGCCGAAAUUCGGCGACGGAUCGUCGGACAGCGAUUCGAGCGCGAUCCUGAACGAGGAGAACAUAGGGUUCCAGUUAGGGGCGCCGCAGCUGGUGAAAAUCGAGGAGCACAAUUUCUUCGGGGAGGAAUCGUGCAGCACGUUGUUUUCCGACGAUCAACCGCCGUCGCUGCCCUGGUAUUGCAAUGAUCAGUGGGAUUGAUGACGGCCAAAUUUUGUAUAGUAAGUUGAGAUUUGGAGCGUGUAAAAAAGAAAAAAAAAUGAAAAAUUCAGUUUGGGUAAAAUGUUGUUGCUUCAAAUCAAGAAAGAGAAUAAGGGGUGGGUGGGGUUCCAGAGUUCACGUGGGGUUGUGGGGAAGCAGAGAGAGAGAGGGGAGCGUGUGGGGAAGGGUGAAAAAAGGAUGUUUGCAGACUGCAGAGGACUAAUUUGACUGGAUUGUAACUCCUUUUUACUGCAACAAUUUCACCGGGGACAAUACUACUUUUACUGCUGUUAUAAAUAGUUUUCGUCUUUUAUCAA